AUGGAUACUCUCCAGCAAGAGUCCGAUUCAAAGCAACCAACGCUUUACAGUGGGGACAGCGUGAGGAACGAAACCCCAGACCUUGAAAAGCAAUCAACAAGCCAUUCCGCCGAGACACAAGCAACAGCCACAGAACUCUACCCAGUAACGGACCUCAGCCGCGGCAUAGUAGGCUGGGACGGACAAGAUGACCCCGAGAACCCGCAGAACUUCCCCGAGGGCAAGAAAUGGACCUUGCUCGCAUUGAUCAGCGCUAUGACGCUGAUCUCUCCUCUUGCCUCGAGUAUGUUCUCGCCCGCCAUCUCAUACAUGGCACGAGAGUUCUUGGUGACCGAUAGGACGCUCUUAUCGUUCAGUGUCAGCAUCUAUCUCCUUGGAUAUACAUUUGGUCCUCUCCUGCUUGCCCCUUUGAGUGAGGUCUACGGCCGCCGCAUUGUCCUCAGCGGUGCAAAUUGGUUCUUUGUGGUCUGGCAGAUUGGCUGCGCACUCGCUCCCAACAUCGAAACACUCAUCAUCUGCCGCCUAUUCGCCGGAAUUGGUGGUUCCGGCUGUCUGACCCUCGGAGCCGGUGUCAUCGCAGAUAUGUUCCCUCCCGCCAAGCGUGGCAUGGCAACAUCUCUCUGGGCCAUGGGGCCCUUGAUUGGUCCAGUAGCAGGCCCCAUAGCCGGUGGCUUCCUCGGACAGGAAGUUGGCUGGCGCUGGACCUUUUGGGUUCUGCUCAUUGCCGGCGGUGCAUUCUCCCUUGGAGUGGAAAUAUUCAACAAGGAGACCUACGCCACUGUUUUGAUUAGGUGGAAGACCAAGAAGCUUGCAAAGGAGACAGGUCGGACAGAUUUGCGCAGUGCUUAUGACAUUGACCAGGAGCCUACUUCUGUGAGCGAGGUGCUGACACAGAGUAUGAAGCGACCGCUACUGCUGUUGAUUAAGUCACCCAUCGUGUACCUGUUGUGUCUCUACAUGUCUUUCCUCUACGGUCUGCUCUACCUCUUCUUCACCACAAUCCCUAGCGUUUUCACAGAAACGUACGGAUUCUCAGUCGGCCUCUCUGGACUUGCAUACCUAGGAAUUGGCCUCGGUUUCUUCGGCGGUUUGGCAAUCAUGGCCUUCACAAACGACCGGAUGGUCAUGGCAGCCACAACCAAGAACGGCGGCAAGUUCGAGCCCGAGAUGCGUCUCCCGGCUAUGAUCAUCUAUGCCUUCAUCCUGCCCAUCAGCUUCUUCUGGUACGGCUGGACAGCCGAGAAGCACGUACAUUGGAUCGUGCCUAUCAUCGGCAUGUUCCCCUUCGGAGUCGGCAUGAUGGGUGUUUUCAUGCCUAUCCAGACCUACAUCAUUGAUUGUUACCCCAAGUACGCAGCGUCCGCCAAUGCCACUCUCACUGCGACUCGCUCCCUGGUGGGAGCUUUGCUUCCGCUUGCUGGGCCGGCCAUGUUUGAGGACAUGGGUCUCGGCUGGGGCAAUUCGUUGCUUGGAUUCUUGGCUUUGGCGUUCAUCCCGAUUCCGAUUCUCUUCAUCAAGUAUGGCAAGGUCAUCAGGUUGAAGUAUCCUAUCGACCUUGAUGCUAAGAAGAUUUGA
Penicillium bovifimosum is the source of this 1575-nucleotide messenger RNA. Its product is annotated as MFS transporter. Gene Ontology annotation, molecular function: transmembrane transporter activity. The record is from RefSeq and is a predicted model, not a curated record. Gene Ontology annotation, biological process: transmembrane transport. Gene Ontology annotation, cellular component: membrane. The transcript has 3 exons. NCBI's taxonomy places the organism in Eukaryota, Fungi, Ascomycota, Eurotiomycetes, Eurotiales, Aspergillaceae. Bases 1 to 1575 code for a protein of 524 amino acids.